Messenger RNA from Gadus morhua (Atlantic cod), 5583 nucleotides. It is a transcript of the gene mecp2, whose product is annotated as methyl CpG binding protein 2. Gene Ontology annotation, cellular component: nucleus; heterochromatin. Gene Ontology annotation, biological process: negative regulation of transcription by RNA polymerase II. Lineage: Eukaryota; Metazoa; Chordata; Actinopteri; Gadiformes; Gadidae. Bases 6 to 2198 code for a protein of 730 amino acids. The record is from RefSeq and is a predicted model, not a curated record. The transcript is spliced from 6 exons. Gene Ontology annotation, molecular function: methyl-CpG binding; double-stranded methylated DNA binding; chromatin binding.
UAAAAAUGGCCGCCGUUGAGCAUGGAGAGGAGAGACUCGCCGGCUGCGCUGCUGAGGAAGAACCUGACAACCGGAGCCACAAAGAGCGUCGCCAUGACGACCUGCCGACAGGAAGCUCAGAAGGCGACGAUUCUCAGAAGGGGGCGGAGCCAAAGGUCCAGGUGUCUGAGCCGGAGGCGGGGCCGUCUGAGUCCCAGUCCGGGGCGAGCCGGUCCGCAGACCCCCGGCCGCGGCGCUCCGUGAUGCGGGACAGGGGGCCGCUGUACGAGGACCCCUCGCUGCCGGCCGGCUGGACCCGCAAACUCAAGCAGAGGAAGUCCGGCCGCUCGGCCGGGAAGUACGACGUCUACCUCAUCAAUUCGGAGGGCAAGGCGUUCCGCUCCAAGGUGGAGCUGAUGGCGUACUUCCAGAGAGUGGGGGACGUCACUAGCGACCCCAACGACUUCGAUUUCACCGUCACAGGGAGGGGCAGCCCAUCCCGCCGUGAGAAACGCCCCCCGACCAAGACGCCCCGGGCCGCCAAACCCUCCCCCCGUCGCCGUGGACGACCCAAAGGGAGCGGGAAGGCACGGCGCUCAACAGAGGGCGUGGCCAUGAAGAGAGUUGUGGAGAAAACUCCAGGGACGCUCCUCGUCAAGAGGCCUUCUGACAAGACCGAGUCAAUGGCCAGCACCAGUACUUCAGCCUUAAUGGUGGUCACCAAGUCGCGUCCGGGAAGGAAGAGGAAGUCAGACCAGGAAGUGGCGCCUCCCCAGACGGCCCCGAAGAAGCGAGGCAGAAAGCCAGCCUCGGCCAGUGCGUCAACAUCAGCGUUACCCGCGGCAACCACUGGACCCGGGGCCUCUUCAGCAGGAAACUUUGCAGCGGCCAUAUUGGCUGCAGAGGCCAAGCGAAGGGCUGCCAAAGAGAGCGCGGCCAGAGCCGUCGUCCAGGAGACGGCUCUGCCAAUCAAGAAGCGCAAAACCAGAGAGACCAUGGAGGACUUUGAGAAGGUGGCAGCGCCUGUUGCUACGACGACACUUAGCGGCUUGGGCCAUGGUGCUGCCCCAAGCACCUCAAAGCCACUCCCUGUCGGCCGGUCAGAGCCACUUCCUGUCGGCCGGUCAGAGCAGCUUCCUGUCGGUCGGUCACAGCCGCUUCCUGUCGGUCGGUCAGAGCCGCUUCCUGUCGGUCGGUCAGAGCAGCUUCCUAUCGGCCGGUCACAGCCACUUCCUGUUGGCCGGUCACAGCCGCUUCCUGUCGGCCGAUCAGAGCAGCUUCCUGUCGGCCGGUCAGAGCAGCUUCCUGUCGGCCGGUCAGAGCAGCUUCCUGUCGGCCGGUCACAGCCACUUCCUGUCGGCCGGUCAGAGCAGCUUCCUGUCGGCCGGUCAGAGCCACUUACUGUCAGCCGGUCAGAGCCGCUUCCUGUCGGCCGGUUGGACCAGCUUCCUGUGAGGGAUGUCGUUCAUCCCCAGGAGCGCCAGACCCCUACAGGCCAGAAGCAGAAUGCAGCCGAGAGUCAAAAGAGGAAGGAUCGCACCCCGCUCAAACACCCCUCCCACCACCGCCCUGCUCCACCGAAACACAAACCUCAGCCGCCCCAACCACCUCCACCCUCACCACAGUCUGAGACCCCACCCACAACACAGGUCACACCUCUGCCCCACCCUGUUCCCCAGACCCAGCCCACUAGACCUCCGCUGCACAUACAGAGCUCACCCACAAGCCCCUCCCCUCCCCGAUCUCAACCAAAAACAAUCCACUCCAGACACCAACCUCAGUCCAGACAGCCCCCACCUCUCCCACAGACUCAUCAGACCCGCCCCCAGCUUAACCCACAACAAACACAGCCCCGCCCCCAACUCCUGCCCCGCCCCCAGCUACAGCCCCGUCCCCAGGUCAUCCCUCAACAAACACAGCUCCGCCCCCAGCUACAGCCCCGCCCCCAGCUACAGCCACACCCCCAGCCACGCCCACAGCGCCCAGGUGACCAGCAGGCACCGAGCCAGCAGGUGUGUCCGACUGCCAGCCUGACCGCCCCCCGGCCCCGCCCCCUCAGCCUGGCCUCAGGCUGGGAGGGGCGGCGGGAGGGUGUCGGGGUGGAGGGGAGAGCAGAGGCUCCGCCCACGUUGGACACCAGGGAGACGUCAAGCCCGCCUCCAGCAGGAAGCAGCGAGCCCGUGGACUCUCGGACUGCUGUCAGUGAACGGGUCAGCUGAAUGGCUAAGGAUCCCUGAUUGACGUGUUAACGAGUCCGCUGAUUGGCCAGGCUGAGCAGGCUGGGAUUGGUUGUGCUUUGUCUCCGUCUGUACCUGGAGGUCCUGUAGAACUAUAGAACUGGAUCACCAUGGAGACGAGAGGACCACAGAGAUGAGAUCACCACGGGGACGAGAUCACCAUGGAGAUGAUAUCACCACAGAGAUAAGAUGACCACGGAGGGAGGCAAGGGUGACGAUGUGGACUGUGUACAUAACGACAAGGCAGCUGUUUGGAAGGGGUACUAGUUAGAAACCAUGCAUACUGACACCUAGCUUCCACAAUAUAACCCCCUUUUGUACCUUUUUUAAGCUUGUUUAGAUUCUGGUCUCUAUACUCAGCUUCAGCAGAAAGAUGAGUGUGUGUGUGUGUGUGUGUGUGUGUGUUUAUUUGAGUUUGGAAUAGGGUUAGGCAGGGUUGGGGGUAUAGGGUAUGCAAUGGACCAUACGUCAUGUUUGUCAACAUUAAUAGAGAAUCACACGUCUUCAACUGAUAUAGUGUCUGGUUAAUGUCAUCGGACAAUAUCGUGUUUGGCUAUUGUAGCUGUCAAGCUGUAACUAAAGAUAGUUUAGGACACGCUGAAAACAUCUGUACCUUGUUCUGCUGACAGGAUCUGGGAAAGGUUUGAUAGAGCUUGGGGAACCAACGCUAACACCUGGGGCUCCUGAGACUCUGCUCGGUGACAAAGAUUAUCUUUUGGUUGAGGACGUCGGCAAUAAAAGAAAAUGCUGUUACGCUUACAGACGGGGACAUUUGUAGAGUUUGUUCUUUUAAUUUUAGUUUUUCUCAUGAAUUUGGUCACUCUCUUGUGGUAGCUUGUUGUAGCUAAAGUAACUGCAAUUUUCAAGAAAUUCCUAGAUGCUGCAUUUCCACUGGCUUGGAUAUAUCGACUGCACCUGGCCUUGACUUUAAUGCACUGUACAUGCACUCUAUUAUACAGUAGUGUACUCUAAUGUACUGUACUCUAGUGUACUGUACCUGUUCUCUAGGAUACAGUAGUAUACUGUACUCUAGUGUACUCUACCACACUGUACUGUACUCUAGUGUACUGUACUCUAGUAUACUCUACCACACUGUACUUUAGUGUACUAGACUUUAGUAUACUGUACUCUACAACACUGUAUUGUACUCUAGUGUACUGUACUGUACCACACUGUAGUGUACUCUAGUGUUCUGUACCUUUACUGUACUAUAGUGCACUGUAGUGUUUUGGACCAUGAACAAAGUUUCCAUCAUGUAAAACUGAAGUUCCUCUAAAGCAUAGUACUACCGCAAAGUGCAGAGUGUGUCCAACUGAUGGUGGAAAAGCAGCAUCUCUGGGUCUGGGUUGACACAAGACAAUUGUAAUGCUGGCCGAUGCAACAGCAUAUUGCAUUUAAUCUACAAAGGUAACAUUUUGGUUAAUUUUUUGCAAAUGGUGUAUUGAUUGCAACAGGAUAAGCGAUUUAAUGAACAAACAACUCUCAGUGAGUAGAUGCCGAUUUAGGGCUAAACAAAGUGAGUUUUUAGCACCAACGUUGGGCACGCCAUGAGUAGGCUCGGGCGCGAGGGUUUGUGGGCCGACCAGAUUCCGCUUCAUGUUACUGAAAAAAGACAAUCAAGUUUCCUAAUUUUCCCCACAUUGUUGCAGGCCUGCUUGAGUCUGUUGCGGUUCUCAGCUGCAUCUGUCAGGCUGCAGCUCAGUGCUGCCACUCACUCAGUGCUGCCACUCACGUUAUUUUACCUGUAUCCUCUGGAGUCUCACCAGUGGGACCUGGUCUGUCUGGGUAGGAUCCUACGGCCCAUUAGCCUUGUUAGACCAACCCGAUAUUGAAGUUUGCGCUUCGCAAUGACUUUCAGUCUGGCCUUGACUGGGUAGAAAUGGAUUUGGACAAAUGAGCACAGCCUUAAGUUUUUCAAGAAACGACAGCCAAUCGUAAGACAACCAAGAAGAGACGCUCAUACUCUCUCUGCUCUUAGAAGCAAAACCAAAUCCUCUCUGAAAGCCUUCCAUGCUAAUUUCUGUUAAUCUUUUAGCGUUGCUAUUCAGUCUAUUUUGGGGGAAAGAAAAGUAGAUUGCUCCAUCGACUUCUUCUUCCUCCUUUGGUUGCUUGCUGCCAUAUUUUAUUCCGGUAGGCUGCGGCACUUCUUGAUUGGUCAUGACCUGCCUCCCCUGAGCGUUGAUUGGUCCUUUUCCCUUGAGUAUUUCUGGGAUGCCGGAGGCCAGACCGAUGUGCAGGAGCCAACAGAAGGUAGUCUCACAGGGAUGAUGGCUGAUAUACUCAAGCUCAGUCUGACAUGCUUCAGUUCACAUCUUGUGUUUUAUUGGCCAGCUAGUACAUGAUGGCUCACGCAAACAUUGUUGAAGUCCUAUUAAAAACUUCCUCAUUAAAGAACAUGUUGACGGACUGGAUAUGGAAAUGUCAUUCCAUACGGCCCUGGUUCCUGCAGCAUCCCAGAUUCAGAUCUUCAGAGGAUUCUGGUCUUAUUGGGAAAAUCUCUGUCUGUAUAGGACUCUGUUCUAGCUCUGUCUAUAUAGGAAUGAUCUUACUCAGUCUCUAUAGGACUGGAUUCUGAGACAGUUCUAGCAGGGUUCUGAGACAAUUGUAGCUGUGUUCCUAGUCAGGAUCAAGGAGGCUCUGUUUCUUGCUACAGCCUCCAGACUGACCAGUUUAUCCCAGGUAGUGUAUCGUCCUAUCCAUUUAACCCAUAUAGCAAUAGUUUUUUUUUUACUUUCAUGAAUGUCAUUAUAAAUAGAGGUGUGUUUGCAUGGUUUGUACUUUCCUUUAUUUUCUGGAUUAAUUCUACUUGUUUUUUCUGCCCAACAUCAUGACAUCAUGACAAGCCCGUCAGGGUCUCGGGACUUGAAGAACUGUCCUGUUUGCUCUUCUGGUUGGACUUUCACCUCAGAAGCCUGCAUCUUAACGUCUGCAAUGGCUCAGUGGACUGGUUGUUGUUAGCAGCAUACUCAUUCCCCGGGUAACCCUAGAUGUUUGAAUCCUGUUGAAGCACUUUAGUAGAUAUUUCAACGCUUGUUAUCCAGGUCUGGUUAGUUAAGCUUUCGUCCAUCUUAUCAUCUUUUAUGUGAGUCUGCACUUUAUAAAAUGUUUGCAAAAUUGUCAUCGACUGUAUUUAAUCUGAGUAUUGGCCAUAUUUUUCAUCUGUGAAGUUGACAGUAGCUUAACCACAAAUUACUUUUGGACAUGGUUUGGUGUUUGGCCUGUAACGGACAGCCUAGUAAAGCACAUGAUGCGACUCCUGUUUUAUUGGCUAUAUGGAAAACCUCUAAACAAUCCUCACCUGUUGUUCAACUGAUUACAGUAUCAUUAUUAUAUGAGUGUCGUUAUUAAUUACAGUGUCAUCAUCAUA